UGAAUAAAUAAGAGUCCAGCACGAGGCUGCUCACAACAGAGGAAAAACACAGCAGAGAGGAGAGCAAAGAAAAAAACAUGGAUCCAGUGACAGGUGCUGCAGUUGUAGGAGGUGCAGUAGUGGCUAUAGUCGGGACCCCACUUCUUCUGGGGGCCGCAGGUUUCACCUCAGCUGGAAUUGCAGCAGGCUCACUGGCUGCUAGUAUGAUGUCAGCUUCUGCAGUGGCUAGCGGAGGUGGAGUGGUAGCUGGAGGUGUAGUGGCUGUUUGUCAAUCAAUAGGUGCAGCUGGUCUGUCGGGGGCCACUGCAGCUGUGGGCUGCGUUGGAGCAGUUGGGGGGUUUGUGGCAAGCCUCUUUUUCUAAAUAAUCAACAAUUGGUUAUCCUGUUAAUCUGAGGAAGCAAGUGAUGAAGCAGCAUGUUUAUGUCCUGAAAUGUUUGGAAAGUUGUCUGGUUACAUUAGUACUACUGCACUAAUGGUGAAACAAGGUGUACUUAGUCACACGUGACGUCAAUCACCUACUUUGUUUAUACUUCACCAGCAUUGUUCCUUUCAUAAGCUGUCUACCACCUACAUUCAGACAUUGCAAUUUGGACUCACAACUAACAUUGCCAAACAAUGAAUGAUACGAUUAUGUGGUGAGAAUUUAAGCAUAAGGGGCCUUCUCUUUCUCACCUCUCAUUCUUAUUUUUUGGGAAAUUUGAUUUUCAUCUCCAUUGCUACAAUGACGACAGCCGGCUCCAUUAUUUGAAAUCAGGUUUGACAUGAAAUGACAACCCCAUAGAAAAGAAAAUUCUAAAAAUAAUAAUGAGCGGUAGGAGGUAGAUAAUCAAUAGAAGAGAAGGCCCCUUAUCCUUAAAUUCUCACCAUAUAAUCGUAACAUUCCUUGUUUGGCAUUGUUGUUUGCUUGUCACUUAUUGCAUUGUCUGAUUUGGUGACCAACUUUGAAAGCCUAAAUUAUAUUUGAAUUGAUCAUACAGCUAUUUUUCAUAUAGACUUUUAAAAAUCAUGAGUGAGGAAUUCUAUGA
Limanda limanda (common dab) is the source of this 1026-nucleotide messenger RNA. Its product is annotated as interferon alpha-inducible protein 27-like protein 2B. Gene Ontology annotation, biological process: apoptotic signaling pathway. The record is from RefSeq and is a predicted model, not a curated record. Lineage: Eukaryota; Metazoa; Chordata; Actinopteri; Pleuronectiformes; Pleuronectidae. The coding region runs from base 78 to 362 and encodes 94 amino acids. Gene Ontology annotation, cellular component: membrane; mitochondrion. The transcript has 4 exons.